Messenger RNA from Nyctereutes procyonoides (raccoon dog), 4448 nucleotides. It is a transcript of the gene PALD1, whose product is annotated as phosphatase domain containing paladin 1. The record is from RefSeq and is a predicted model, not a curated record. The coding region runs from base 272 to 2842 and encodes 856 amino acids. NCBI's taxonomy places the organism in Eukaryota, Metazoa, Chordata, Mammalia, Carnivora, Canidae. The transcript has 20 exons.
GGGGUCGGGGCGCGCAUCUCCCGCCCUGCGCGCGGGCUGCGGUUCCCCGGCCUCGCCCGGCUGCGCCCGGCCUGCGCGCCCCCGGAGCCGCCUGUGCCCACGGAUGGGCUGGGGAAGCGGGGAGGAGCGAGCCCGAGCCCGCGCGGGGCGCGCCCAGCCGCCGCCCGACUUGGCGCCCGCAGUCCGGGCGCAGCGCGCCAGCCGCAGGAGCGCGGACGCCCCCCGGAGCCGCGGGCUGGCAGGUUUGGGGUCCUGAGGCUGCCGGCAGACUAUGGGUACAACGGCCAGUACCGCCCAGCAGACAGUUUCGGCGGGCGCCCCCUUUGAGGGCCUCCAGGGCGGAGGCACGAUGGACGGUCCGCACUCACUCAGCGUCCACUCCUUCCAGAGCACAGGCUUGCACAACAGUAAGGCCAAGUCCAUCAUCCCCAACAAAGUGGCCCCCGUCGUGAUCACGUAUAAUUGCAAGGAGGAGUUCCAGAUCCAUGAUGAGCUGCUCAAGGCCCAUUACACGCUGGGCCGCCUGUCAGAUGCCACCCCUGAGCACUACCUGGUGCAGGGACGCUACUUCCUGGUGCGGGAUGUUGCUGAGAAGAUGGAUGUGCUGGGCACUCUGCGGGGCUGUGGGGCCCCCAACUUUCGGCAAGUGCAGGGUGGGCUCACCGUGUUUGGCAUGGGACAACCCAGCCUCUCUGGAUUCAGGCAGGUUCUCCAGAAACUCCAGAAGGACGGACACAGGGGGUGCAUCAUCUUCUGUGUGCGGGAGGAGCCCGUGCUCUUUCUGCGCGCCGACGAGGACUUCGUGCCCUACACACCCCGAGAUAAGCAGAAUCUUCACGAGAACCUCCAGGGCCUUGGACCCGAGAUCCAAGUAGAGAGCUUAGAGCUGGCCAUCCGGAAAGAGAUCCACGACUUUGCCCAGCUGAGUGAGAACACCUAUCACGUCUACCACAACAUUGAGGACCUGCUGGGGGAGCCCCACUCUGUUACCAUCCGGGGCGAGGACGAUGUGCUCGUGACCAAGGAGGUGUUCCAGCGGCCCCUCUUCCUGCAGCCCACCUACAGGUACCACCGCCUGCCCCUGCCAGAGCAAGGGGCCCCCCUGGAAGCCCAGUUUGAUGCCUUUGUGAGUGUCCUCCGGGAAACCCCCAGCCUGCUGCUGCUCCGAGAUGCCCACGGGCCCCCCCCUGCUCUCCUCUUCAGCUGCCAAACGGGCGUGGGCAGGACCAACCUGGGAAUGACCCUGGGUACCCUCGUCCUGUUUCACCACAGCAGGGCUGCCUUGAGGCCCGAGGCUGUCCCCCUGCAGACCAAGCCACUGCCCCUGGAGCAGCUCCAGGUGAUCCAGAGCUUUCUCCACAUGGUGCCUCAGGGGAGGAAGAUGGUGGAGGAGGUGGACAGAGCCCUCACUGCCUGCGCGGAGCUGCAUGACCUGAAGGAGGUAGUCUUGGAACGCCAGAAGAAGCUGGAAGGCACCCGGCCAGAGGGCCCAGCCCAGGGCCGCAGCAGCCAGCACGGUGUCCGGCAGAGGGCACUGCAGAACCUGGAGCAAUACUUUUACCUGAUCCUGUUUAAUUACUAUCUGCAUGAACAGUACCCGCUGGCCUUUGCCCUCAGUUUCAGCCGCUGGCUGUGUGCCCAUCCUGAGCUGUACCGCCUGCCUGUGACGCUGAACUCCGCGAGCCCCGUGGCCCCAGGGGACCUCAUCACGAAGGGCUCUCUGGUGGCAGACGACCUUGUCUCCCCGGAUGCACUCAGCACCAUCAGAGAGAUGGAUGUGGCCAACUUUCGACGGGUGCCCCGCAUGCCCAUCUAUGGCACGGCCCAGCCCAGCGCCAAGGCCCUGGGGAGUGUCCUGGCCUACCUGACUGAUGCCAAGAGGAAGCUACGGCAUGUUGUGUGGGUCAACCUGAGGGAGGAGGCCGUGCUGGAGUGUGAUGGGCACACCCACAGCCUGCGGUGUCCUGGGCCCCCCAUGGCCUCCGACCAGCUUGAGCACCUGGAGUCCCAGCUGAAGGCCCACCUGAGCACGCCUCUCUCGGGCACUGGCAGUCCACCGACCCGCAGGUUCCAGACAUGCCUGACCAUGCAGGAGGUCUUCAGCCAGCACCGGGCUACCUACCCUGGCCUCACGUACCACCGCAUCCCCGUGCCAGACUUCUGUGCGCCCUGCGAGAAGGAUUUUGACCGACUGCUCGAGGCUCUGCGGGCCGCCCUCGCCCUGGACGCGGGCACCGGCUUCGUGUUCAGCUGCCUCAGCGGCCAGGGCCGGACCACCACAGCCAUGGUGGUGGCCGUGCUCACCUUCUGGCACAUCCAGGGCUUCCCCGAGGUGGACGAGGAGGAACUCGUGAGUGUGCCCGAUGCCAAGUUCACCAAGGGCGAGUUUGAGGUGGUGAUGAAGGUAGUGCAGCUGCUGCCCGAUGGGCACCGUGUGAAGAAGGAGGUAGAUGCAGCCCUGGACACGGUCAGUGAGACCAUGACGCCCAUGCACUACCACCUGCGCGAAAUCAUCAUCUGCACCUACCGCCAGGCGAGAGCGGCCAAAUUGGAGCAGGAGGCCAGGAGGCUGCAGCUGCGCAGUCUGCAGUACCUGGAGCGUUACGUGUACCUGGUGCUCUUCAACGCUUACCUCCACCUGGAGAAGGCGGACUCCUGGCGGAGGCCCUUCAGCUCGUGGAUGUGGGAGGUGGCAUCAAAGGCCGGUGUCUACGAGAUCCUCAAUCAGCUGGGCUUCCCGGAGCUGGAGAGCGUGCAGGCCCAGCCCUUCUCCAGACUGCGCUGCAGGUGGCAGGAGCAGAGCCGCAGCCCCGAGCCCUCGGCUGCUGGAGACUUCCUGUAGGACGUGCUGCCCCAGGCCCUGCCGCCCCCUUUUACAGGGCCCCGUGCAGGCUGGGGGUGCACCAGGUGCUCUUCAGGGAGAGCGGUCCCAAGGAGCCCAUUCCUCAGCUUCCCAGAGAGCCUGGGGUGGGGUGGGCACCCUUUAUUAAAACCAGCUUUUUAUAGGACAAGUAGCGCACAGUUAUACUUGUAAACAGCAGCCGCGUGGACCUCUGGGAAGGCCUCGUGUGUGCCUUGCAGGCUGCAGACGGUUUCCAAGGAGCUCAGUGCCAGCCAAAGCUCUCACCAUGUCCAUGCACGCCCUCCUCUCCCGCCUCAGUGAGGUCCUCACAGCCUCGGGUGCAGAGCUGCUUUCCCCAUCUUGUGUUCUCUUGCUGCCCUCCCCACUCAGCCUCUCCCCACUUGCUGCCUCAGCCCUGCCCUGGGGCCCCUGGCUCCCCAGUGAGUGGACAGGCUCUGGUGGAUUUGUCACCUCACUGGCAGCUGUACCAGUUUCCUUGCCUCUCAUGCCCUGUCUCCAACCUGGAGAUUCCAAGAAGCACAACUACUGUCCUGCUGGGUCUGGUGGAGGCUCUGCCUCUCGUUCCCUUCCCCCUGUCCCUCCCUUGGGGCUGGCGGGACCGUGGAGGUCCCCAAGGAGCUAGAAGGGAAGAGUCCCUCUCGGGGGGAAGGCCCUUCUAGGUGGAUGCAGCCCCGUGGAAGAGGCCUGCUCCAUUUCCCUGGGAGCCAGGGCGGGAGGUGCAGAGAGAGCCCAAGCCCUCAGAGGCAGGUCCCUGUGCACGUCUUCCCUGCCCUGGAGCCCCGCUCGGCCCCAGGUCCCCCGCCGCUGCAGCAGGAGCCCCGAGGACUGCUGGGCGACCCCGAGUGAACAGUGGAGUAUGUGAGUCUGCAGGCCAAGGGAAGUUCCAGGCCAUUCUUGCUGAGGACCCCUGAGCUUCACUCCAGAGGGAGCAGAGGGGCCGAGGCAUGGUGAGUGGGAAGCCUCAGGAGCAGCUCUGUCCCCACGGUGGGAAGGCUGCUGGGCCUUGAGUCUUGCGCUUCUUCCUCUGGGGCCCACUGUCCGCCAAAGCCCUGGGGGCUGUGGCCGGUGCAGAGGCCGCCCUCCUGGCCUGGCUCGUGGCGGCCCGGGAGCCCUCCCUGGGUGGGUGCGUGCACUUCUGCAGAAAAACAGGUGGGUGGACGUGUCUCUGGUCACGGGAGAAGAGGCCAGAGUUGUUCACAUCUACCUACUAUUGGAAAACAUUUGGCCUUCUUGGCUGAAGUCUUCUGCAAAACUACUGUAUGUUUGUUCACUACCUUUUCCCAUUUGUUUUUGUUUUUAUUUUUGCAUCUAUUAGAGAGUUUUCAUUUCUUUGCAGACAAGGUCUAGAUGAGGGGUCAGAGAUUAGGCUGAACUGUGAGGGAUCCUCUGUGUUCUCACGGGUGGCCCUGACUUUCAGCGGUGCUGGGACCACUGGCCGGUUGCUGCGCCUCUUUGCCUCAGUUUCCCCGUUUGUAAAAUGGGAGAAUAAUACUUGCCUACCUACCUCACAGGGGUGUUGUGAGGAUUCAUUUGUGAUUUUUUUUUUGUACAGAGCUUUUGAGCAUUAAAAAUGGCUAAAUGUGAA